AUGGAAAAAAUAGAUAGAAGCAAGUGGAGUUUUCAUGGAGAUGCCUUGGGGAAAUUUAGAGUAGUCGAAAAAGUCACUCAACCUUCAGAUAAAAUAGGCAAGACUGAGUAUAAUGGUCCAGUAUAAACUGUAUGCACUAAUUUCAUAAAUGGAAAAGAGAUAAAUUCUUAUUACUGCAAAGGUCAUGAAGAUGGCGAUAGUUAUUGGCCUUCAUUUCACGGAGAUAUUGAUAAUUUCUUUUACAUAGAUCCAAAUUACCAUUAAUAAAUUAAAGGCAAAGAGGAGAUAAUCAAUACAUCUACUGUUACUUAUUAUAGAAGUCCUUGCUUGAAAUCUUAGUUAAUAUCAACUGAUUCAGAGACAUAGAUUGAGAAAAGACAGUGCUAAGGGCAUAUAAACAGUCUUAGCUUUCACUGUGAACUGUAGCCAAGCAUUGCUGCUGAUCCGAUAGUGCUAUCUUGCUUCAGUAAGUAUUGCGAUCUUACUGGUAUCAACAAAGUUGCUAAGUUUAGUGGUGAGUAUAUAAAAGCUAUAAAGUCAAAUAUGCUAAGUUAGUCAUUCAUAGCUACUUUAAAAUACUAUGAUGAGCAGCAAAUAAGAAUCAUAUGUUCUAAUCCUUAAAGGAAAGAAGCUACCAAAAAGGGGAACUAAUAUUAGUACUACUGUUCAGGGCAUAAAAAUGGCGAUGGAUUAGAGCCUUCAUUUCACGGAGAUCCUACCAAAAACUUUGCCUUUUAUGUAGUUGGAGUGAAAGCAAAGAAAGCAAAUCCUUUAGCCUAUUUCUACAGAUUUAUGCCAUCCUGCGAUAAUUAUAAGCAUGGAGAAACUAAUGCCAAGUAUAGAGAGUAUUUCUGCAUGGGUCAUUCAAAAACUUUUCACGGAGAUCCUUAUAGAGAUUAUCAAUUUUGGAUUUAUCCUUCAACCUUUGUGCCUCCCAACCUGGGUAAAUGGGAUUUCUGCUAAAGUCCAGAAUCGGUCUGCAGUAAUUUCAUCAAGGUAACUGGUAAAUUAAAUGUAUACAAAUGCCUGGGUCAUGUCAAGGGCGAUAAACUUAUGCCAACUUAUCACGGUGAUCCUGAUAACAAUUACGAGUAUUUAAUUUUAGGAGAUAAGGCUAGUUCUAAAUAGACUAGGUUUGAGUUCAAGAGGAAUCCUUGUGAUAAUAAUUGUAACUCUGACCCACCUGAUGAUAAAGGAACUAUCAAAUGCUUUUGUCAGGGACAUAGAUCCGAUCUUCCAUGA
This is a messenger RNA of Stylonychia lemnae, 1242 nucleotides long. The record is from the annotation of a GenBank genome assembly. NCBI's taxonomy places the organism in Eukaryota, Ciliophora, Spirotrichea, Sporadotrichida, Oxytrichidae.